AUGAGGCGGUUCGGUGACACGUUGAACCCCGACGAUGCCUAUCUCAGCUAUCAUGAUGUUCGAUUGACCAGAGAGGAUAUGCAAUCACUCAAAAAUGACUGGCUCACCGAUAAUGUUAUCUCCUUUUGGGAGGAAUAUCUAGAGCGCGAGUUCCUCGUACAGUUUAAAACAUCCAACAUCGUACUCCUGCGACCCAGCAUGUCCUUUAUGAUCCUUCAAACACCCAACCCGAUAACAUUGCGCGAGGCACUACCGGACUUCACGCGCACAACGCAUGUCUUCCUCCCGAUAAACGACUGCCGUAAUGUCACCGAAGCAGAGGGCGGGACCCAUUGGUCAUUACUUCUUAUCUCCAUCGUGGACGGCAUCGCGUUCCACUAUGACUCCCUUCCCCCCGGGAAUUUCUGGGAGGCCCGCGCAGUGACGGCCAAAUUCGGGACGUUACUUGGUCGACCCAUUCGGUUCAUUCAUCUGGAGGACUCGCCUGUUCAGGAGAAUGGCAGUGACUGCGGCGUCUUCGUCUGCUUGAACAUGCGCCAUCUGCUACUGAAGCGGCUAUUGACGGCCAACGCCAGCGAGAAGAUCAGUAUGAGUCUUGGCGGAAGGAAAGUCGACGCUCGUGCUGGGAGAAAGGAAAUCGCCAAGAUCAUCGAUGGGUUUAGGAAAGAAGGCGAGCGGCGUCGAUCUGCCAGUCUAAGUCCAUUAGGAAAGAAAUCGAAGAGUCCACCGAGAAUUGACUGA
Aspergillus melleus is the source of this 741-nucleotide messenger RNA. Its product is annotated as Ulp1 protease family protein. The transcript is spliced from 7 exons. Gene Ontology annotation, biological process: proteolysis. NCBI's taxonomy places the organism in Eukaryota, Fungi, Ascomycota, Eurotiomycetes, Eurotiales, Aspergillaceae. The coding region runs from base 1 to 741 and encodes 246 amino acids. The record is from RefSeq and is a predicted model, not a curated record. Gene Ontology annotation, molecular function: cysteine-type peptidase activity; deNEDDylase activity.